AUGUUUUGUAUUAUAACGGGCGUUGGUCUGCCAGUUGACUUAGAUCUAGAAACGGUGACAAUCGGUUAUGUGUUCAAGGCAGAAUUUUUCAUACCCACCAAUGUAUCGACAUAUACCAAUUUUAUAGCUGAUCCAUUUGAUGUAUCAACUCAACCGAUUUCAGUUUUUGAUCGACGUCGACGUUCACUUGAAGAACCAAAACCAACCGAAUUGCCCGAGAAAAUGCUAAUCGAUUCUCGUGGUUUCGAUAGUGAACAAAAUGAAAAGUACGAACAGCAUCAAGUUGAAGCAGAAGUAGUUGACAGUGGAACGGAGAAACCCAAUGAUUUCAAUGAAAUUGAUUAUGAUGAACUAUCGGUUCCGAAAGACCAUAAAUAUCAUGACGAUCCAAUGUCAUUGAAAGUUCCACAAAACACAGCAACAUCACGAUGGACACUUUAUAAAGGAAUAGCCGCGAUGGCUGAAAGUAAAGGGCUUGCUGGCAAACCGUGCGUACUAAGAAGUAUUUGCGAAUCGGCUCAUACACCAUUCGACUAUUCGAAUGGAAUUCUGGGUGAAAUAAUGCAUAUUGCUAUGUCGCCAUCAACUUCCCACGAUGAAAUAGUCGAUCACACGGAUAAUGAAUAUUUACACGCUGAAAAGUUGGGCAGCGAAGGUGCACCAUGCGAAUAUGUAUUCAAUGAAUGUAAAGCAUCACUGCUCGAGCAAUUUUCUGGUGUUUAUACACCGAUAAUGGAUACACUCAAGCGGAUCAAAAUAUGA
Molecule: messenger RNA, 762 nt
Organism: Sitodiplosis mosellana (orange wheat blossom midge)
Lineage: Eukaryota; Metazoa; Arthropoda; Insecta; Diptera; Cecidomyiidae
Exons: 4
Coding region: 1-762 (253 amino acids)
Source: RefSeq, a predicted model, not a curated record